AUGACAAAAAAUAUCAACCAAAACUUUUCAGUAGAGUCAAUGAUUAAAAAUGGAGAGAUUGAAUUAUUAAAAAAUAAAGUUAAUAAUGGUGAUUAUUUAUUUUUUAAAGAAACUCAAAAUAUAUAUUCAAUUUUUAAUCAAAGAGACGAGUUUGAUUAUGAAUUCUAUAAGAAUUUAUUUAAAAACUAUCCAAACGAUUUUUUAUUUUCCAAAGAUUCAACAGCUGAAAAUAAAAUUUUAACAUUUGAAAAUGUAAUUGCAUUAAAAGUUUUAAUUAAUGAAUUUAAUUAUCAACCAACACCAAGCUAUUUAAUUGAUUCAAUUAAAAAUUCAAAAUUCAAAAUUUCAGAUUAUUUAAAUGAAAAUCAUAAAUCAAUUACCACUGAUUUAGUUAAAUUCUUUAACGAAGAUGGUAAAGCAAGUAAAAUCAUCACAACUGAUUUAAAUUCAAUUUCAAUUGUACCAAUAUUAAUCAGUCAUAGAAAUUUAUUUAAAAUUUCAUUAUCAACAUUAUUUACAACUUGUUGUAAAAUUGUUGAAUUUUCAAAUCAAUUGAAUGGUUUCAUAAACUUUAUGAAUGAUUUAUCAAAUGGUACAAAUAAAACCAUUGAAGAUAAACAAGAGUUAAACUUUGAUGUUGUUUCACUUUUAAAAUAUUAUAAUUAUUUAACAUCAUUAGAGAAACCAUUUAAAUUAUUAUCAAAAGAAGAGUUGAGUGAAAUGAACUUUACCGAUCAGGAAUUAAAACAAUUGGUUGGUUCUUUUAGUAUAAAUGAUGAAAGAGUUGAAAAUUUAAUUAGAAUGAUUUUACCAUUUUCAGGUCAAUAUGGAUAUAGUGAGAAUUUUACCUCUUAUCAAUAUAAAUAUUCAAAAAUCAAAUUAGAAUCUGAACAUGUAAAUUUAGAUAUUGAUCCAUUGGAAUUUGGUGUAUUAGAUUUUAAUCUUGUUAAAAAUAGAAAACCAAAUAAUCAAAUUUUUAAUUUUAUUAAAUCUGAUAAAGAUAGACAAAUUUCAUUUAUUAAUUUAUUAAUUGAAAAAUUAAAUCAACCAUCAAGUAAUUUAACCACUUUAUCAGUUGAUGAAUUAUCUAAAAAAUCAAAUGAAAUUAAACUUAGAAAAACAUUAUCACCAGAUACAUUUUUCAAUUUAAUGGUCGAUUAUGAUAAUUUAGAUUAUCUUAAAAUGGUUCAUCAAGGAUUAUUUGUAAAUGGUAAAAAUCAAAUUCCAAUCGAUUUUAUUGAUUAUGUAAAAUCAAAUGAAAUAUUUGAAUACAUUUUACAAUUCAUCGAUAUUGAAUAUUUAAAGAAAACAACACCUUUACAUAAUAUUAUCAAAAGAUUGGUAAAAACUGGAAGAAUUGAAUUACUUGAAAAUUUUAAAUCAAAUCAUAGAGAAUUGUAUGAUGAAUGCUUUAAACAUUUAGUAUUUAAAACAAAUGAUGAUGAAACUUAUUAUGGAGAAUUCUUAGAAUAUCAAUUUGGCUCACAAACAAUUGAAAAGAUGAAACCAAUGAAUUAUUAUCAUCAUACAACUACAUUAAAAGGUUUUAAAUAUUUAUAUUCAAACUAUACCGAAUUUCAAUCAUGUUUUUUCAAUAAUUAUAAACAAUGGGGAAUCAUGGACCUUUAUGGAAUUGAUGAUUUGAAAUACUUAAUUAAUGAAACUCCAUUAGUCAAGAUCGAUGUUAACCAUUGGGAUAAAACUAUGGGAAUUGAAGAUGAAAAUGUUUUAUUGGAAUUUGUAAUGAACCAUAACUCAAUGGUAGAAAAAUCCAAUGAUCCACAAUUGAAGAAAUUCAUUUUAACCAAUCAACAAAGAAUGAGAUUUUCAACAUUUAACCAAUCAAUUCAAGAAGCACUUCCAAUUGGUGCGCCAAUUGAAUCGGUUUCAAUCUCUUUUAUUUUGAAUAGAGUUUUAAAUGAUGUAGAUCAAUUAGAAUAUUUAAUGUCAAAUUAUUUCAAAGAUAAAUCUCAAAAUGUUGAAAAACAAUUCUAUUUAAGUCAACUAUUUACAAAUGUAAUUUGUUCUGGUAAAUUACAUAUAUUCAAAUAUUUAAAACAAAAUUAUCCUUGGGUAUUCAAUAUUAGUGAAACCGAUUCUUCAAAAAAUGAACCUUCAAUUAUAUCCUCUAAUUUGCAAUUAUCUCAGAUGUAUAAAUUUAUUAUAAACACAGGUAGUAUCGAUAUGUUUUUAUUCUUUACUCAAGAUUUAUUGUUACCAUUUGACAAAAAUAUUAAUUUCGAGGAGAAUUCAAACAAUGUCUCACUUUUAAAAUUUAUUAAAAAGAAUCAAAUUAUGUAUUAA
Molecule: messenger RNA, 2304 nt
Organism: Dictyostelium discoideum AX4
Lineage: Eukaryota; Evosea; Eumycetozoa; Dictyosteliales; Dictyosteliaceae
Exons: 1
Coding region: 1-2304 (767 amino acids)
Source: RefSeq, a predicted model, not a curated record